AUGAGGCUGCCGCUGCUAGUGCCAGCGGGUGUCUUGCUGGUGGCUCUCCUGCCCUGCCCGCCAUGCAGGGCCUUCCUCAGCCAAGGACCCGGCCCGGGCGCCCCGCACCCCCCGCGGGCUCCCCAACCCCUGGAAUUCUUUCAGGCGCCGCCGCAGCCGGGGCAGCCCCAGCAGCAGCAGCCUCUACCCGUCCUGCUCCGCAUGGGGGAGGAAUACUUCCUCCGCCUGGGGAACCUCAACAAAAGCCCCGCUGCCCCCUUCUCGCCUGCCUCCUCGCCCCUUGCUGGCGGCAGCGGCAGCCGCCCCUCGCCGGAGGAGGCGGCCGCCAACUUUUUGCGCGCGUUGCUGCAGCAGCUACCGCUGCCCAGGCGCUCGCUCGAUAGCCCGGCGGGUCUCGCGGAGCGCCGCACCGAGAACGCCCUCGGCGGCCACCAGGAGGCGCAGGAGAGGGAGAGGCGAUCCGAGGAGCCUCCCAUCUCGCUGGAUCUCACCUUCCACCUGCUCCGAGAAGUCUUGGAAAUGGCUAGGGCUGAGCAAUUAGCGCAGCAAGCUCACAGCAAUAGGAAACUGAUGGAGAUUAUUGGGAAAUGA
Messenger RNA from Choloepus didactylus (southern two-toed sloth), 591 nucleotides. RefSeq names its product corticotropin releasing hormone (gene CRH). Lineage: Eukaryota; Metazoa; Chordata; Mammalia; Pilosa; Megalonychidae. The coding region runs from base 1 to 591 and encodes 196 amino acids. Gene Ontology annotation, biological process: negative regulation of epinephrine secretion; positive regulation of cortisol secretion; negative regulation of glucagon secretion. The record is from RefSeq and is a predicted model, not a curated record. The transcript has a single exon. Gene Ontology annotation, molecular function: corticotropin-releasing hormone activity. Gene Ontology annotation, cellular component: extracellular region.